UCUCUUCGCGUGGAAAAAUUUUGUCGACAACCGAAAAAUUUUGAUCGUUAUUCAGUUGUAAUUUAUAAGAGAGAACAAAUUUGUUAGAAAAUGUCGACAGUAGCAAGUCCUUUAGCUGUUGGAGGUGUGCGACAGUCUGGAGCUCCUGUACGAACACGGAAUGUUAUGGCUGCUUGUGCGAUUGCCAAUAUAGUAAAGAGUUCAUUGGGUCCUGUUGGCUUGGACAAAAUGCUGGUAGAUGAUAUCGGUGAUGUAACUGUUACCAAUGAUGGAGCAACUAUUUUACGUUUGCUUGAAGUUGAACAUCCAGCAGCCAGAGUCUUAGUUGAAUUAGCUCAACUACAGGAUGAUGAAGUUGGAGAUGGCACUACAUCAGUUGUAAUUAUUGCGGCUGAAUUACUGAAAAAUGCAGAUGAACUUGUGAAACAAAAGAUUCACCCAACAUCUGUAAUUAGUGGUUACAGGCUAGCUUGCAAAGAAGCCUGUAAAUAUAUUCAGGAACACUUAACAGUUAGCGUUGAUGAGCUUGGACGAGAUUGUUUAGUUAACGUGGCAAAAACUUCUAUGUCUAGUAAAAUUAUUGGAGCUGAUACCGAUUUCUUUGGAAAUAUGGUUGUGAAUGCUGCUAAUGCGAUAAAGGUCAAUGAUGGAAAAGGAGGAUUUUUAUAUCCCGUGAAAGCAGUAAAUGUUUUAAAAGCUCAUGGAAAGAGUGUCAGAGAAUCUGUAUUAGUGCAUGGCUAUGCACUAAAUUGUACCGUAGCCUCUCAAGCAAUGUCUAAAAGAAUAGUAAAUGCUAAAAUUGCGUGUCUAGACUUUUCCUUGCAGAAAACAAAAAUGAAAUUGGGCGUUGAAGUGCUGAUUACAGAUCCAGAAAAACUUGAAGCAGUACGUCAGCGUGAAGCAGAUAUUACGAAAGAACGUAUUCAGAAAAUUCUUGCAGCAGGCACAAACGUUGUUCUUGUUUCUGGAGGAAUUGAUGAUCUUUGUUUAAAGUAUUUCAUAGAAGCUAAAGCAAUGGCAGUUCGUAGAUGCAAAAAGGCGGAUCUGAAGAGAAUUGCAAAAGCUACAGGAGCACAAUUUCUGACUUCUCUGACUAACAUGGAGGGUGACGAAAGUUUUGAUUCUAGUUUUCUUGGAGAGGCUGCUGAAGUAGUACAAGAAACGAUAUGUGACGAUGAACUUAUUCUUAUCAAGAAACCAAAAGCAAGAACAGCCAGUUCUCUUAUUUUGCGCGGACCAAACGAUCACUAUUGCGAUGAAAUGGAACGAUCCGUGCAUGACGCACUGUGUGCAGUUAAACGAGUUUUAGAAAGCAAAAGUGUCGUGGCCGGCGGAGGUUGUGUCGAGGCAGCACUUUCAAUAUAUUUAGAAAAUUUCGCUACAUCACUGAGCUCCCGAGAACAAUUGGCUAUUGCUGAAUUUGCAAGAUCGUUGUUAGUUAUACCUAAAACAUUAGCUGUUAAUGCGGCGCAAGAUGCUACCGAUCUUGUGGCCAAAUUGCGAGCUUACCAUAAUUCCAGUCAAACAAAAGCAGAUGUUGCGGAUUUAAAAUGGGUUGGUCUAGAUUUAUUUGAAGGUACUAUUAAAGAUAAUAAGAAAGCUGGUGUAUUAGAACCAGCUAUUUCGAAAAUAAAAUCUUUAAAAUUUGCUACGGAAGCAGCAAUAACUAUUCUUAGAAUCGAUGAUAUGAUAAAACUGGAUCCAGAUCGUUCAAAAGAUAAAUCUUAUCAUGAUGCAAUGGAAGCUGGUGAACUGGAAGGAUAAAAUUAAAUUGCAUUUAUAUAAUCAUCUAUCUUUUCAUAUGGUUCGUUAUGGAGCAAAGAUUUAAAUUAUUCUUAAUUAUGAACAUUGUUUCAUACUUUAGCGAUAAAAGAAAUAUUACACUUUAAAUAAUUCACUCAUUAAUGUUAGUAUAUUACAUUUGUAUUACAUUUUUUAUGCUUCGUCUUAAAAAUGAAUUGGCUAAUAACAAGUGAAAUAAAGCUUUUACAAAU
Colletes gigas is the source of this 1994-nucleotide messenger RNA. It is a transcript of the gene CCT1, whose product is annotated as T-complex protein 1 subunit alpha. Gene Ontology annotation, biological process: protein folding. Gene Ontology annotation, molecular function: ATP hydrolysis activity; ATP-dependent protein folding chaperone; ATP binding. Bases 91 to 1764 code for a protein of 557 amino acids. Lineage: Eukaryota; Metazoa; Arthropoda; Insecta; Hymenoptera; Colletidae. Gene Ontology annotation, cellular component: chaperonin-containing T-complex. The transcript is spliced from 10 exons. The record is from RefSeq and is a predicted model, not a curated record.